Messenger RNA from Strongylocentrotus purpuratus (purple sea urchin), 3810 nucleotides. RefSeq names its product PR domain zinc finger protein 15. NCBI's taxonomy places the organism in Eukaryota, Metazoa, Echinodermata, Echinoidea, Camarodonta, Strongylocentrotidae. The transcript is spliced from 6 exons. The coding region runs from base 137 to 3340 and encodes 1067 amino acids. Gene Ontology annotation, molecular function: chromatin insulator sequence binding. Gene Ontology annotation, cellular component: chromosome. Gene Ontology annotation, biological process: regulation of transcription by RNA polymerase II. The record is from RefSeq and is a predicted model, not a curated record.
UGCAUUUAGCACAGAAUUUAUGGUGUUGCGGGCGCUGUUGUUUCUUCUACAUUUCUCGAUGAUUUGGAGUUCACUUUCGUGAUUUAAACCCUGAAAUGAAAUCUCUGCUUUGGAUCGUCAACUGAAUCUCAAUGCAAUGGAGCCUCAUCACAAAGGUCAUCCGAGCCACGGGCGACCAUCCUCUUCACAAGACUACCGCUAUCCUCCUGCGUCCACGCACCACUUUCCUGCCGGUCCUGGCCCGUCCUUUCAACAUGCCUAUGCAGCCAGCUUGAUUGCAGCAGGUCAUCCUGAACAGCAGCAGCAAGCAGCCAUGCUGCAUCAGCGGGAUGUUAUUACCAGGCUACCUCCAAGGAUUGAUAACAGAAUUUACCAGCAAGCGGACUCACUAGCCGUCAUUCCAGGAAACGUGGACCCUCUGGAUCAUCAGCGAUCUGAUGCCUUCAAGAAACAAGCCCUCACGGCCAACCCUUACUUCUACCAUCCCAACUUUGCAGUGGCGUCCUCUGCUGUGGAUCAUCUCCAGUCAUCACUAGGAGUUACCAAAGAGUGCCCACCCAACCUGGUCAUAGGGUCUGCAAUCGCAAUGGACAAUGCACCACUUGACCACAGCCAUAUGGUCAGUAACAUGGACAUGGCUUCAUCUACAUCAUCACCAAGUACCUGUGCAUCAUUGCAGCCACCAAACAACCCUGAGGCUACGGGCGAACCAAGUGCCAAUGUAGAUCCGAUGAUGCGGAAGGAAGCGGUCAUCGCAGGAUCUGUCAAGGAACCUUCUGCAUUCGAAACGGCAGAGCUGCGGCGUCUUAAGUAUGCCCCGAAGGCCAAUUCCCUGAUACAGACCCUCCUGCGUAAGGGAGGCCAACCUCCGGAUGGGCUCAGCUAUGACCAGUACUCGGAGGAUCCCAAUGAUGUCCGUGUCAUUGCUACCAGGUCCAUCGAGCCAGGGCAGGUGUAUGGACCUCUGAAAGGAAACGUGAAGACGUUGGACUGCCUACAUAACACACAGGCUUGGGAGCUAUGCCUGGAUGGAAUGGUGGCCGCUUACAUUGCACCCACACCGAGGAAGGAAUGGAUGGGUUACGUCCGCAACGCUCACUUCCUUGAGGAAUACAACCUUGAGGCAGGUCAGGUCUAUGGACGGAUUCACUUCACGGUGAUCAGAAGGAUCGAACCGGGCGCUGAACUGAAGGUCUUCUACAGUGAUGUUUACAGAGAGAACUGUGGAUUCAUGUAUGACUUGGCUGCCCUGAAUUAUAAUAAAGACACAGACAGCUUUUCCUGCACCAUGUGCAAUGUAAAGAUUGACAACUCCAAGAGCAUGGUGAGACACUACAAGGUUACCCAUCCCGAUGAUGGUCUGCAGGAGGAGAAAGCACUGCCUCUGAAGGUUGCAGAGAGACUGAAGCUGCUGAAUGCACAGUGUAAGCUACCACCGCAGUAUGAAGAAGAGGAGGAGGAAGAAGAAGAUGAAGAGACUCAGGAGGACAACACUGAAGCAACAGAAAAGAACAAUGAUGGACAAGAUCCCACGCCACCGGUUCAGAAGGAACCAUCGACGAAGAAUGUCCAAAGAGUUCAGGUUAACCAUAGUGCUAAGAGGAAAAUACAGGAUGAUGGUGAUUCCCAGCGAUUCAUUUGCCCAACCUGCGGCAAGAACUUCCCCACCCAUGGUCGUUUGGUCAUGCAUGAGUCGUUUCAUGGUGGGGACGAUGAAGCAGACAAUGAUAGUGAGGAAGACGAUCUUGAUGACAAUGGUGCUGAUUACAGAGACGAUGGAGAUGGACUUAAAUGUCCAAUCUGCGGUUUCACUUUUGACAAUGAGCAUAAGUUUAAGGUUCACAAGAAGAAACACAAAACUCAUCGCUUUAUGUGCAAACAGUGUGGGAAUCUAUACACCCGCAAGACCUACAUGUACCGUCAUCAGCGAGAGCUCCAUGGGGGCGUUUACAUACGCGCCCGACGCAACGUCAAUGCAUUCAUGCAGAACUAUACAGCUGGCAAAGCUCCUCAAGAAAAAACCAUCACAGGCAAGGAGUCUGCUAAAAAGAAUGCAGCCAAUCGUUGCAACAUCUGCAACUACGUGGCCAGUUCGCAAGGAUUGCUUGGAGAGCACAUGGCGCAGCAUCGAGACAAACCUUAUGGAUGUGAAAAAUGUGGUUGCAUGUACGCGGGUAGGAGCAAAUUGUACAAACAUCUACGACUGAAGCAUGGUGCCUCGCAGGAACGGUUCCUAACGCCACAGAGGAGAGAGAAUAUUCUGAAGUACCUUGCUGAACAGACUGUACAGGGUAUCCGGUGCAAGGAAUGUGGAUUUACCUGCCGCGAUGAGAAAUCUCUCCAAGAGCACAAACAAACCCACAAGUACCCGAGAAGGGCUAGUGAUCCACAGGCUUUACGUGAUGUUGAAUGCUGUGAAAUGUGUGGUUUUAAGACAGCCGAUGAGGAGCGCUUCACGGAACACAUCAGCAAGCACGUCACUUACCCGCAUGGUUGCAGGAAGUGUGGGAAUACUUACAUGACUAAAAAGUCACUCCUUAGACAUCAUCAGGAGAAGCAUCAGGACCAAUAUCUGGAUAAUAAGGAAAUAGAUCGAAGCAUAGGGCGAAGAGCAACUUUGACACACGCAAGGCACAAGAACGCCUGCCCUAAAUGUGCCUUUUACACUCCACAGAAGGCAGUUCUUCAGAAGCACAUUUCCAAGCAUCGUAGAUUUCCAUAUGGAUGCAUCGAGUGUGGCAUUGUGUACACACGCAAUAGCACCUUACGCAGACACCAAAGAGCAAAGCACUUGCAUCUCUUCAUAGGAGAGGUAGCACAACCAAACAAGGAUGAAAUCUCUGGGCUCCUGGAGAGCGUCACUUCUCCCGAGAAUCUUCAAGUCCAGGGAAACACCUGUCCAAGAUGUGGGUUCCAGACACCGGACAAGAAUUUCCUGACAGACCAUGUCAUCCUGCACCUAACCCACCCUCAUGGUUGCAAUGUGUGUGGCAAUGUUUACACAAAGAGGAAAUUCAUGGUCAGGCACAGACGAGAGAAGCACCCUGAGGCUUUAGUAGGCGAUGGUGACGUUGCGCCCGAGGAAGGUGACAAGGGUAGUGCCUCUGACAUGGGAGGGGUGGAAGAUGGAAGCGAAGAUGAUGGUUCCAUAUCAGGAGAGGAUCAUAGUGGGGAAGGGGACAGAGAGGGUAAUGAUUAUUAUGGGAGGGGUGAUGGGAUAGAUGGGGAGGAGGAGGAAGAAGAGGCAGAGAUGGAAGGAGGAGAGGAAUAUUCAGAUGAAAGUGAAGGUGAAUACGAUGAUGAUGAUGAUAAUGAAGAAGACAUUGAGGAUGAGGUGUAAGGUAUUCAAAACAUACAUCAAGUUUACAUGGCCUAUGUUAGGGCACUUGCUUUUACAGUGAAGGCAUUUUGCCUCAAUCUUAGAUGUUUAUAUACUGCUCUUAAGCACAAAUAUUUUUUUGCUACACAAAUGUUAUGGUUCUAUCAGCAAACAAUGUUCCAAACUAGUGUAGAACACUACAUGAAAGUUAUUUGCAUGUAAAAAGGCAUUUAAGGGUAUCCAGGUAGCGAAAGAUUUUGGCCUUCCCUGAUACUACCCUUCCCCCUUUUAAUAAUUAAGAAUCAGAUAAAAGACAAUGAUUAUUAGAACUACAUACAGUCAAAUCUGUCUGCAGCCACCUAAGGGAAACAUAAAUUAACCUCUGUAAACAGGUUCUUCAACACACAUUUCUUUCUUGAGUGAGACAAAAUGUGUGGCUUGUUUAAAGGUAAAGACCAGUAUUGGAAAUGCCCCAAUUUCAAAAAAUGAAA